Molecule: messenger RNA, 1140 nt
Organism: Lycium barbarum (goji berry)
Lineage: Eukaryota; Viridiplantae; Streptophyta; Magnoliopsida; Solanales; Solanaceae
Exons: 4
Coding region: 1-1140 (379 amino acids)
Source: RefSeq, a predicted model, not a curated record
AUGUUGUUGGGAACAACUUCAGUUGCUAUACAAAAUAAUUUGAUUAAAGAAGUACAGGUUCUUCCUAUGGUUGUAGAAGGAGCUGACAUUGAUGAUGCCAUUAUGGUUGAUUAUGGAAGUGAAGAUGAUUUUGAGGACGUAGCAAUUGAGAAUAAAAUAAUAAAGGAUCCACUUCAUAAGGGAAUUGCAGAACAUCAACUGUAUUCUCUUAAAUGUGUCGAUACAAGAUGCGCAUGGUGUUUUAGAUCUUCAAGUCUACACGAUUCAGAAAUCUUCAAGAGAAUGUUGUCACAACGUCAUGCUACUUCAGUAACCAUUGCAAAAAUGGUGAAGAACAAGUAUGUCAAUCUUAAAUCAACAUACACUCCAGCAGAAAUCAUGGACGACAUGAGAAACCAAUACGGGAUUAGGAUGAAUUAUAAGAAAGCAUAUAGAUCAAGAGAAAAGGCGCUUGAAAUGUUAAGGGGUUCGCCACCUAAAUCUUAUCGUAAACUGCUAGUUUUUCUGUAUAUGGUAAAUAAGAAAAAUCCAGGGUCUUUCACAACGUUACACAAAAUAGCAAACGGGCACUUCUUGUAUGCUUUUGUCGCACUCAGUGCAUCAAUCAGAGGAUGGAAAUAUUGUAUGCCCACUGUCGUGGUUGAUGGGACUUUCCUUAAAUCAUCGUACGCGGGGACCAUGUUGUGUGCUACUGUACUCAAUGCAGCAGGUAAAAUCCUGCCACUAGCAUAUGCUAUUGUUGAUUCUGAAAAUGAUGCGUCAUGGGAUUGGUCUUUUCGAAAGUUGAAACAGGCUUACGGUGAAAGGCACAACAUGUACAUAGUCUCUGAUUGGCAUGAUAGCAUUUUGAAGAAGGCUUCAAAUGUAUAUCCAGAUGUGCCUCACUAUAAUUUCAUCUACCACGUAUGGAACAACGUCAAAGGUAGAUUCAAAAGGGACCAUGAGCGAUUAAAGCCCAUAUUCUUUGCAAUGGCCAAUGCAUACACGAGGGCAGAUUUUGAUCACCUCAUGGAAGAUAUGGACAAUAUCGAUGAUAGAGUGAGGGGUUACCAGUUCGAUGUUAGCUAUGAAAAAUGGUCCAUAGCUCAUUCCACAGUAAACAGAUCCAUGGUGAUGACUUUAAAUAUAGCGGGUCCCUAA